CGGAGGGGUUCCCACUGGAAUGGCUCGAGACCAAAUUCAAUACUCCAGGCACAGAGCUAUUGUCACGGGGAGGUACAAUAGUCCUCACUGACGGGUACGUAUGUCCAUCUGGAAAGUCGUCAACAACGGGUGGCUGACCGCUGCAGGCCGAAAUUGAGUUCCCGUCCGCAUGGCCCAUGGCCCAUGCCGUCGCCAUCACUAUCACAGGCACGUGUAGAUCGUGCGCAUGCAGAUCACCAGGCUAAGCAGAAAUUUGGACUCACUUCGCCAUAAAUCUCGUUCGAAUCAGCAGAAACGUCCGCCCUACAGGUCCGCCGCGCCGAGAGAAGCAGACAAGACAAGACAAGACACAUUCACAAUGAAGCUCUCAAUACUCGCCCUCGCCGGCCUCGCCUCGGCAAACAUCCACAUCGGUGCCCACCUCAACCUACACGGUCUCCACGACCUGCUCGACCCGAGUAACUGGAAAUCCGCCGAGUCGGGAGACGCCCGCAGCCCGUGCCCCAUGCUCAACACCCUCGCAAACCACAACUACAUCCCCCGCGACGGCCGCAACAUCACACGUCCGAUUCUCGUCAAUGCCCUCACCAAAGUCCUCAAUUUCAACCCCGAGCUCGCCAGCGGGCAGUUCGAUAAUGGGCUCCUUGGGAAUCCAGAGCCGAAUGCGGAUUACUUUGAUCUCGACAUGCUAAACCAACACAACACACUCGAACACGACGCCAGCCUCACCCGCCAAGACGCCUACUUCGGCGACGCCAACACCUUCAACCGCGCCGUCUACGACCAGUCGCGCUCCUACUGGACAGAGGACACCCUGACCGCCGCCAUGCUCUCCAACAGCAAGGUCGCCCGCAUGCUCGACUCCAAGGCGAAGAAUCCGACGUACACCUUUACCGCGCAGCAGGACCAGAUUAACCUCGGAGAGGUUGGUGGGCUUAUCGCGGUGCUUGGGAGUAUCGAGGAGGGGACUGUGAGGAGGGAUUUUGUGGAGUAUUUCUUUGAGAACGAACGCCUCCCCACACCCCUCGGCUGGAAGAUGCGCAGCCAGGAACUCACAGCCGACGACAUGGCCAAGGUCUCUGGGAUGAUUUCCAAGGGCACAACCCUUACGACUGAAGCGGCCGCGGACUCUGGUGCUGCGCAGAGGAGGAGGGCGUACUAGGUCUACCUGUCGUCUCUCGGAUAGAUGGCAGUUUUGUUAGUAUCUCUUUUCAACCAUAGAGCUAGUUUAAUAUAUUAUUCAUUACUUCUAUGAUAUCUGCCGGUGGUGCGCAUACGACAGCAGCAGUAGUACUGAAGUAAGGGGUCCCUCAGCUACAAUAAUUUGAGUUGUAUCUGCCUAUCCCCCGUAGCCCCGAGUCGAAGA
Molecule: messenger RNA, 1366 nt
Organism: Aspergillus calidoustus
Lineage: Eukaryota; Fungi; Ascomycota; Eurotiomycetes; Eurotiales; Aspergillaceae
Source: the annotation of a GenBank genome assembly